Molecule: messenger RNA, 432 nt
Organism: Lasiosphaeria miniovina
Lineage: Eukaryota; Fungi; Ascomycota; Sordariomycetes; Sordariales; Lasiosphaeriaceae
Exons: 1
Coding region: 234-431 (65 amino acids)
Source: RefSeq, a predicted model, not a curated record
UACAGGUUGGGGGUGAUAGGCAGUGAAACCCAUUGACUUUCACACUUCACCACUCACUUCCCCCACACCCACCCACCCUGCAGUUGUCUCUCUACUUGCCUGCUGCCACUGCGCACGACAUGAGAUUUGGGCUGUUAAUCGCAGUGUUGUGUGUGUUGGUUGUGUGCCCCUGCCCUUGCCUUGUUCCCGAUGCUAUAUGCUAUUGGUAGACCGACGCCAACAACAAGCACGACAUGGAAUGGCCCAAUGGGGCCGGCCGGGUUUAUUCCAUUUCUUUUCUAGGCAUCUGUUCUUCCCUCCGCCAGCACCAGAGACCUGACAUAAUACGUAUUAUAGGGACGAGGACGUUCCGACCUGUUAGUCGCUCGCAUAUGCGCAUCGAACCAGACCGGACAGGGCAAGACCGGACGGGACAAGACCGGACGGGGUAAG